Aspergillus candidus is the source of this 2676-nucleotide messenger RNA. RefSeq names its product calcium-binding mitochondrial carrier protein. Gene Ontology annotation, biological process: transmembrane transport. The record is from RefSeq and is a predicted model, not a curated record. Bases 330 to 2063 code for a protein of 577 amino acids. Lineage: Eukaryota; Fungi; Ascomycota; Eurotiomycetes; Eurotiales; Aspergillaceae. The transcript has 8 exons. Gene Ontology annotation, molecular function: calcium ion binding; ATP transmembrane transporter activity.
GCGGCUGCUGAUCCACCCCAUUAUCGUCCUUCAUUAGUGUCCUACCUAUUAUUUUUUAUUAUUUUUUAUUUUUUAUUACUAUCUUAUACCCGCCCGCCUCCACUACUGCCAAACUGCCAUGUCCGAACUUCCGCUGCUUUGAGAAUUUCAUCCCGACCGGAACAAAUUAUUCGAUGUACAACCACCAAUAUCACCAUCUCCUCUCCUUAUUAUCCUCCUCUCACCGGUCCCUGUCGUGACAGAGUCGGUCUCUGAUCGCACAUCUUCCGUGUGAUACCCAGUCUUGUCAAAUAAUGCCGGGUUCCCGAUAAUCCCUUUCAUUCGCGAUCAUGGUAAUUUCGGAAUCCCCAGACGAGCGUGACCGCAGGAUCGCGGAUCUUUGGGAGAGUCUCGGCGUUUCCAAAAGUGGCCGUCUGGAUCUCAAUGGUCUCAAGAAGGGUUUAAAGAAAAUUGAUCAUCCGCUCAAAAAUGCGGAUAGUAUGCUGGGGAAUGUCUUGCAUGCGGUCGAUACAAAUGGGGAUGGGUUUAUUGAUUAUUCUGAAUUUCGUGCCUUCGUCGACCAUACCGAAUACGGCUUGUCGCAGCUUUUCCAGAAUAUCGAUCGGAACCGGAACGGGGAAAUCGAUAAGAACGAGCUCAAAUCCGCCUUUUCAAACUCCGAGGUGACCGUCUCGAGCGCCAAGCUGGAAGCCUUCUUCAGCGACGUCGACACGAAUAAGGAUGGGGUCAUUUCCUACGAGGAAUGGAGGGAUUUCCUGCUCUUCCUGCCCGCCUAUUCCUCCAACCUGCACGCCAUUCUCUCAUACUACACGGCCACGGGAAAUCUAAACCCGGAAGGAGACGUCCACAUCAACGAUCUACAGGGUUUAGGUACAGACCACUCGUUUCCUAAACGUAUCCUCUUGGCCAUCAAAAGCUUUUUGUACAAUAUCCCGGUGCCUGCGUUGGCAGCCCUCAUCCCGUCCGCCCACGCAGAAGCCCCGGGCUCCGGCCAUGAUGAUUUUGUAUCCUUAGAUGGUGACUCGGAAUUGGAGUGGCUACCCAUACCAAGGCGUGUCGCCAUGUGGAUGUCCUUUCGAUAUUAUGAACAGAAGUUGACCGAGAACACUCCUCAAUUAGGUUAUUUCAUUGCGGGUGGGAUUGCGGGCGUCGUUUCGAGAACGGCGACGGCCCCUUUGGAUCGCCUCAAGGUCUAUCUGAUCGCCCAGACCGGCAUCCAGUCGUCCGCCGUUAGCGCCGCCAAGGAUGGUGCGCCGCUGGAAGCCGCGGGGAGAGCAUCACGGACGUUGACCGAUGCUGUCAAGGAGUUGUGGCGGGCCGGAGGGGUGCGGAGUCUGUUUGCAGGCAAUGGAUUGAAUGUGGUGAAGGUCAUGCCCGAAUCGGCCAUCAAAUUCGGAGCCUACGAGUCUGCGAAACGUGCAUUUGCUCGCAUGGAAGGUCAUCAUGACCCGAGGAAACUGUCACCGGUCUCCCAGUUUCUCUCUGGAGGCUUCGGCGGAAUGGUUGCCCAAUGUUUCGUUUAUCCGCUCGACACGUUGAAGUUCCGCAUGCAGUGUGAAACCGUUGUAGGAGGCCCGAAGGGCAACAAGUUGAUCGCCGCCACCUUUCGAAAGGUGUGGAAUAAGAACGGUCUCUUCGGUUUCUUCCGCGGCCUGCCGCUAGGGAUAACGGGCAUGUUCCCCUACGCGGCCAUCGACCUGUCUACCUUCGAAUACCUCAAGCGCACCUUGAUCGCGCGCAAAGCUCGCCUCCACCACUGCCACGAGGACGACGUUCCCCUAAACAACUUCACGACCGGCGGGAUCGGUGCACUGAGCGGAGGUCUGAGCGCAUCCGUCGUCUACCCGCUGAAUGUCCUCCGAACAAGACUCCAGGCGCAGGGCACCAUUCUCCACCCCGCCACCUACUCCGGGAUAGGCGAUGUCGCGCGCAGAACGAUCCAGACCGAAGGCUUCCGGGGCUUCUACAAGGGCCUGACGCCAAACCUUCUCAAGGUCGCUCCCGCGGUUUCCAUCAGUUACGUCGUCUACGAAAACGCGAAACGCAUGCUCGGCCUGAAAUAAGUUAACCAAAGGGCUAACUGCGCCGGGGCCGCUCACCCACUCCCGCCGUCAUAUAUCCUCGAUUACCGUCUCGUUUUGCUUGAUCUUUAGACCUUUUCAAGAUACCCUACAGCCAAUAACAGACUUAUGGCACCGUAUGCUUUGCAUGGCUCUAACCACGCAACCUCAUCACCCCCCGCGUCGCAGCCAGCCAGCCCAGCGCUCCCACCCAUACAUAUCCUCCUGCAUCCUGUCGGGCCGUCUACCGUUACAAAACCAGGCCAUUGUUUCGGGGAAAACGCGCGCAGAUCGAACGGCCACUAAACAACUGUUUGCAUACCUGUCACACAAACAUACACACCCACCCACCCUCGCAUGGCAAGGCGUCGUGCGGCAAAGCAUAUUGGAGUUUUUCUUUUUUAUUUUCUUUUCCUUUCCAUUUCAUCAUAUUCUUUUUGCUACCAUCUCGUUGUACACUGGAUUCCCCUGGUUGAUCUGUGGAAUACACAGAGCCCACAUACUAUUAUUAUUAUUGUUUACUUUUUUCCCUUCAUCUUUUGGGGAGUGUAUUUAGAGACAUAUAUUGGCAUUACUGCCUUGUUUGAAUAAAAUGGGGAGAUAUUAUGAUAUAGAA